AGAUAAAUAUUUUUUUCUAAAAAAAAAAUACUUUUUUCAUAAGUAACGCAAUUAUGCAAGCAAUCCCUACGAAUUCCUUAUGAAUUAAUUAUUAAAAAAAAAAAUAGCACUUUGAUAAAAUAAAAAUUAUUUCAAUUAUUUCAAAAUCGUAGCCUAAAAGAUAUGUUGUAUCUGUUUUUUUCUUCUCUUGCUUUUAAAUAAAUAAAUAUAUAUUUUCCACAAACCCUCGAUAAAAAAAAAUCAAAAAUUAAAAAAAGAGAGUGCUCCGGUCCUCCGGAUCCGCCCACACAGUCUGUGUUCGAAGACUCAUGUUAAAAUCCCGGAAUUGACCUCCAUCGUGGGCCCCAACGUCACGAAACAGAAGGGCAUUAAGGUCAAUUCACAGCAUUCACUCAAGACACGCGUCCCGGAAGCCACGAUCGCUCUCUUUACUCUGAAAAGACAGCCUCUGAAGUUGCGUGGACUCUAAGAUCAAACCGAUACUCCCAAGUCCCAACUACCCCCCGGCCCGACUGUAAUUUUCGGCGAAGGCCAUGGGCAAAAAAGGAAACUGGAGCUGGAGCUCCGCGGCGAUCGGCGCCGCCUCCGCCUCCGCCGUGGCGGCGAUCGUACUCUGCAAGCCCAAGGACCCCGCCUUCCACCUUGCAUCGAUCAAGCUCACCGCCUUCAAGCUCAAGCUGCCGGCGCUCGACACCGACCUCAUCCUGACCGUACACGUCAGCAACCCGAACGUGGUCCCGAUCAGGUACUCGGCGACGGCGAUGUCGAUCUUCUACGAGGGGUCGCUGCUAGGUUCGGCGCAGGUGGAGGCGGGCUCGCAGGCGUCGAACUCGUGCCAGAUCCUGCGGCUGCCGGCGCGGCUGGACGGGCAGCAGCUGGCGCAGCACGCGUCGAAGUUCAUCGGCGACGUGGGGCGGCGGCAGAUGGAGCUGGACGCGGCGGUGGACAUAGAGGGGACGGCGAAGUUACUGUGGUGGGGGCGGAGGUUCAAGGUGCGCGUGGACAGUCGCAUCGUCGUGGAUCCGGUGCUGCUGGAUGUGGUUGACCAGGAGAACAAGGCGAAGUUGAAGAUUUUUAGUGCUUGAUAUUUAUAGAUACAUGUACGAUCAAAAAAUACUUCGUUUGGAAUAGGAAGGAUUUUAUGUUUCUUUGUUUCCAAGCAGGCUUGUAUGAUUUACAUAAAGAUGUGACCAUUAUUUUGCCGGAAUAGAUUUCUCAGUCUUUGAA
Messenger RNA from Malania oleifera, 1227 nucleotides. RefSeq lists its product as uncharacterized. Gene Ontology annotation, biological process: response to desiccation. Lineage: Eukaryota; Viridiplantae; Streptophyta; Magnoliopsida; Santalales; Ximeniaceae. The transcript has a single exon. The record is from RefSeq and is a predicted model, not a curated record. Bases 534 to 1085 code for a protein of 183 amino acids. Gene Ontology annotation, cellular component: plasma membrane.